Drosophila grimshawi is the source of this 2960-nucleotide messenger RNA. It is a transcript of the gene alpha-Catr, whose product is annotated as alpha-catulin. Gene Ontology annotation, molecular function: actin filament binding. NCBI's taxonomy places the organism in Eukaryota, Metazoa, Arthropoda, Insecta, Diptera, Drosophilidae. The transcript has 6 exons. Gene Ontology annotation, biological process: Rho protein signal transduction; cell adhesion. Bases 61 to 2391 code for a protein of 776 amino acids. The record is from RefSeq and is a predicted model, not a curated record.
AUAUAGAAAAUAUUGUCAUAGGUUUUUUUUUAAGUAAUUAAAAAAACCACAAUCGCAAAAAUGUACGGCGUAUCACCGUCAGCGCUUGAUGUAAAUAAUCAGCGAUAUCGACUUCGUGAUAUUGACAACGAGCAAAUCAUGUCAACUUUUGGAAAUAUUGGACAUUCAUUAAGCAUAUCCGUGGAGAGAUUUAUAACAAUCGGUGAAAUAAUUGCUGAGGAAAAUACGGAUAUUAAAGCGGAUAUGUAUGAGGCGGCAAGAGAAGCGAGGGAUGCCGGCAAAUCCAUUGAGCAAUUAUGCGAUCUUUCACCUGUGAGUGGAAUGGAGCUCCGACAUCAUAUUGAACCCUUAAAGGAUUAUGGUGCUAUUGUAUUGGCCGCUAGAUCACUUCUCUCGUCGAUAACGCGCAUUCUUCUGCUGGUGGAUAUUAUUGUGGUUAAAAAACUACUCACGGCAAAGAAGCGGGCCUCGGAGAGUUUGGAAAAACUGGAAUCUGUGAUGAAUUUCACUGAAUUUGUUCGGGCGUUUUCGAUAUUUGGAACCGAAAUGAUUGAGCUGGCUUAUUUAACGGGCCAUCAUCGGAAUUCGUUUAAGGAAGAACGACGACGAGCUCAGAUGUUUUCGGCCCGUCAGAUACUUGAGAAGUCCAUAUCGAUAUUGUUGACCUCAUCGAAGAAUAGUUUAAUCCACAGCGAUUGUGUCAUAGUUAAGGAGAAUCGCGAUACCGUUUUUUGUCAAAUCCGACGUGCAAUGGAUUUAAUACAUUUCGUUAUCAAAGAUAGUAUUUUCGAUUCGGCAAAACAUAUGGCAUUUCGCAAUAAUGCUCGCUGCAACUCCAACUACGAGAAUGAAAGUAUCUAUACGACAAUCAAGCGUAUUAUAAAUCUAAUUAAGAGAUUCAAACUGCAGACAAUUCAAUAUGAUUGCAAUAGCAACAAAGAGGGUAAUUUAAAUGGGGACACGUUCUACUCGCUAUUCGAUGAUGACGAUUGGAAGAGUGAAAAGAAUUUAGCACCGAUUGCCGGUAGUCAUAUGAUCAAGAAUACGAAUUAUAAAAAACAUAUGAACUAUGAAAGUUUUGACCUGAGGGAGGAAUUAUCCCUGGCGUUUGACAAACUGUUUGAGAAGGCGCACGAUUUUACAGAUUCGCCGUAUAUAAGUCACGAUCAUCGGAAAAAUAUAUUAACCUACUGCCACAAUUGUAAACUCGAAUUUGAUCUGUAUCUCAAUCAUUUAAUCAAGGAACAACACGAUAAUAAUAGUCGCGGUGUGGGAGCAACGGUGCAGGGAGGCAGUGUAGAACCCGAAAUGGGUAUGCUUGCUAGUCUGGAGGAACUGUGCAAACAGCUGGUUAUAUCUGUGUCCAGUCAGAUAGCCGAUUUCAAUGAAUCGCUCACCAUAUGCACAAAGAUUGUGAAAUCGUUUUACAUUUUGGCCAUGACCCACGAUCUGGAGAAUUUGAAUCAGUGUUCGACCAAAUUUCACGACUGCUGUGAUCAUAUUUUUGAUAUCUGCAAACUAUUACAACAUAUAGCGCCAACUGAAAGACUUCAGGUCCAUGCCAAAUGUCUGGCCAUCAACUUAAGAAUAUACGGGCCACAAGUAUUCAUCGCUGCAAAGAUACUGUGGAAAUAUACCAACAGCAGUGCGGCAAAUGAGAAUUUUGAAUCAUUCUUGGAUAUGUGGAAGUGGCUAAUCAAUGAGAUCUCAACCAUUGCCAAAAAGAUACUUGCCUCAGUGGACACAACUAAACCGGCUAAGGAUACCCAAUUAGAGAAAUGUGAAACUGGAAUAAAAUCGACAAAACCAUAUGCGGCUGCGACAGAUGAAAGAGAAAUGGUCGAGUAUUCGGGCAUAGAUGGUAAAAAUAAUGGAGAGACGAAAUGGGCCGAGGAUCUAGCCGAUGACAAUGAUAUUUUGAAAAGAGCUAAAAAUAUGUCGGCGAUGGCAUUUUUGAUGUAUCAAUUUACGAAAGGAAGCGGCUCUUUAAGAACGACACAAGAUUUGUUUACUCAGGCGGAAUAUUUUGCUGAAGAAGCCAAUAGACUAUAUAAGGUUCUACGACAUUUUUCAUAUCAGGUGCCAGCCAGUGAUAACAAAAAGGACCUGCUAGGUAUUUUAGAUCGAGUGCCGACUUUUGUCCAAGCUCUACAAUUUACAGUUAAAGAUCAUACAGUGGGAAAAGCAGCCACAUUUGUUAAGGUUGAUCAUGUCAUAAGGGAAACCAAGAAUCUUAUGAAUGUUAUCAAUAAAGUUGUAUCAAAAUGUUUUGAAUGCGCAAACAAGCAGCAAGUGCGAGUUGCCGAUGCUUCUGUCGCACUCCAGAGGCCGGGAGCCGGGCUUCAUGAAAUGCUUCGGAGAGACGACUGGAAUCUUUCUUUGACUGCAUAAGUUUUAUCGUCAUAUUGCUGUGAUCUUUAUAACUAGCUCGAAUCUACCCAAAACCAUUUUAAAGAUAAACGAACAAUGAUAUUCCUCAGUAGGUACAAAAAUAAAACUAGCAACAUCAGACAAAUAAAUUAUCAUAGGAACAAUUGCUUCAAAAUCAAGUUCCUGUUAUCUUUACAUUGUUGGCUUGUAUUACAAAUUUUCAUCUUAAAAUUAUAUUGCGGCACCAGCUACACACUCCACUCUCUCAGUGUACGUUGCUAUCACAUAAGUUGCAAGGAAAUUUAUUGACAUUUCGGUCACACUCAAAACCAGCACUCGGGACAACGUUCAGUAACAGCUUGCUAUCUCGCUCCUUCAAACUUGUUUGAGAGCGUCGCGCAAAGCACAACUCUCUAAGAAUAGAGAAUAACGUUCAAUUAAAUAACGGAAUAAGGCGAAACAGCAACGCUUUUCAUUUAUUGGUCACAUUGCCAAUAUUUUACACAUAUACACAUCCUCUUUUUCUUCUACGUUAUUUACAAUCUAGUUUUGGGUAAUAUGUAAAAUUACAUUUUAAUUUAAAGGAAUUG